Molecule: messenger RNA, 776 nt
Organism: Ceraceosorus guamensis
Lineage: Eukaryota; Fungi; Basidiomycota; Exobasidiomycetes; Ceraceosorales; Ceraceosoraceae
Exons: 1
Coding region: 132-563 (143 amino acids)
Source: RefSeq, a predicted model, not a curated record
UACACAUACAUUAAUUAUUGGGAAUGAAAUGGUUGCUCGCCUGAUCUAAGACCCUUACAGUGCGAAAGUAGAAUAAUUGCGGCUGUCUGAGUAGAAAGUCGAGACUUGUGACAUUCGAGAGCUGAGGGAGAAUGCAGGAAUCGAUGGAGAGGGUUGCACGUUCGGAUGCAACUUGGACAUCGCAACAAGCCAAAAAGGUGUCACGUUUGCGCUUGCGAAAUGGGGGCCUGCUCUCGAGCGCUUGUCGUCGUGGGCGCUGCUUGCUGCGUGCAUCACGCAGCGGUGGAAAUGUUGAAGAUAUCGUCGUCUUCAUCGAGUUGGGGCGUCGUGACUUCGAUCUGCACAUCUAUUUCCAUGUCUUGCCCAUCAUCAUCAUCAUCCUCGCCAAAGGACUGAUGGCCAGCCUUGCUUGGCGAAGCUCCGCUUCCAUGAUGCAAGAUCCUCGAAACGUACGGCGAAGGGGCAAAGUGAGCUCCAAAGUGGGACUCCGUGCCCACUUGCUCGCCUCCGCUUCCAGCAGCAUGGAGGAUGGGUUCUCCAUUGACACUGUCCGCGUCGAAUGACCACUGUGAUUGGAGGUCGGGAGACAGGCGCCGAGCCUCGGGAUCUGGAUCAGCUUUGAGAACCUCGAGCACAAAGUCGUCCGGCUCGUGCACCAGCGAACCGCGAAUGUCCAACACUCGCUCCUGAUCUCGUGCUGAUCUAUCUCCCUCGCAUGGUGCUGAAGCGGGCAAGCCGACUAGACCCAGAGCAGAAGACGCGGAGGAGGACCGUUC